Messenger RNA from Paramecium pentaurelia, 1127 nucleotides. The record is from the annotation of a GenBank genome assembly. Lineage: Eukaryota; Ciliophora; Oligohymenophorea; Peniculida; Parameciidae.
AUGUAAAUACAAAUCCCAUAAUAUUAAGUCUUAUCAAAUAUUGGAUGUGGAUCCUAACAUUUAGUAUAUUUAGCCAAAUAAAUUUAAAAUUCAGAAACAUAUGCCAUAAAAAUAGAAAAAAAACCUAGAAUAGGUCAGCUAGAGAAUGAAAUAGAAAUCCUCAAGAGAUUAAAUGGAAUAGAAGGAAUUCCUCAAAUAAAAGAAAUUGGAGUAACAAGAGAGGGAAAGUAAUUUUUUCGUUAUAAUUAAAUUAAGGGUUUUUGUCAUUCUUCCACUCUUUCAUAAAAACUUAUUAGAGUUAAGAAAAUAAAGAAAAUUUUCUAAUUGGUUUAUAAUGAGAAUAGGUUUAAGUAUAAUUGAAAUAUUAGAAUAAUUACAUAAUAAAAAUAUUUUACAUCUGGAUAUAAAACCAGAAAAUAUAAUGAUUUAUAAAGAAUUUGAAAAUGAAUAGGAUAUUUUAAAACCUGGAUUUAUUCAAUUGAUUGAUUUUGGUUUAUCAUAAUAAUAUUAAGAAAAUUCAGAAUCAUUGUAAGAUAUAUUUAUAGGUUCAUUAAAUUUUGCAAGUAGAUCAUCUCAUGAUGGUGCACCACUUGGAUUUAAAGACGAUUUAGAAAGUUUAUUAUAUGUAUUACUUUAUUUAAAAGAUUGUAAUUAAUUAAUAUUUUAUAAAAAUAGUAACAUUGCCAUGGUCUAAUAAAUAAUAUUAAGGAUUUUAUAAUCUGGAUUUCGAAUAAAUCAAGAAAUCAAAGUUUAACUUUUUUAAAACAAUGAUUUUAUAAUAGAAAUCCUCUUAUCAUUUAUCUUAAUUUAUCUCUUACAUUGACUAAUUGAACCAUAAUCUUCUACCAGAUUAUCAAUAUAUCAAAUAAUUGUUUAAAUAGAUGAUCUAAGAAACAAAUCAUUUAUUUUAUUAUUUCAAAUAAGAUUAACAGUAAUCAUUUUGCACUCCUACAUAAAGUUAUGAAGAAGAUUCAGACAUAUAAAAAAUAUCAAAUUAUGAGAACUUUGAUGAAAUACUUUUAGAUCACAAAAGUGAUAGAAGUGAAAAAACGAUUAUUUUGGUUUCAAAUUUAGUUGUAAAGUAUAAUACUCAAUAAAUUAAAUCAAUAAAAGACAUCAAAUAUUGA